Strongyloides ratti is the source of this 399-nucleotide messenger RNA. RefSeq lists its product as hypothetical. The record is from RefSeq and is a predicted model, not a curated record. NCBI's taxonomy places the organism in Eukaryota, Metazoa, Nematoda, Chromadorea, Rhabditida, Strongyloididae. Bases 1 to 399 code for a protein of 132 amino acids. The transcript has a single exon.
AUGAUAUAUUUCCAUAAAGUUUUAGAAGAAUUUAAAAUUGAAGAAAACAAAGUAGAGAAACGAAAAACAAAAUUGGUUAAAGAUUUUGAAGAUAACACAAGAAAAAUAAAUGAAUUAGAAGCUAAAAUUUUAACUAUGGAAAAAUAUGAAAAAACAUUAACCAAUUUUAAAAAACAUAUUUUAAAAGAAAAAAAUUUCUACAAAAUGGAGAUUGAUAAUUAUGAAACAACAUGUAAAGAAAUAUAUACACAAUUUAAUAAUUCUUUAGAAAAUUGUGUUUACAACAAAUGCAACGAAAUCAAUGAAAAUAUUAAUAGAAUUUUUGAUAAAUUUACAAAAAAAUCUUUAGAAAAUUAUAAAAAUAUGGAAACAUUAAUUAAUAAAUAUAAACCACAAUAA